AUGUCUUUGGCAUCAAAUUGGUCUCCAUUGCUAUCAGACAAGUCAUUCAACUUCUAUUACUACGAUAUGUGGCAACUGUACGACGACCCGCGCUCGGCCUCGUGGCCAUUCUUCCGGGGCGGGCCCUGGUCUACGCUGGCCAUCAUCGCAUCGUACCUGUAUUUCGUCAAAGUCUUCGGUCCGGAACUAAUGAAAGGCCGGAAUGCGUUCGACUUAAAGAAGAUAAUCCUUAUUUACAAUGUAUUUAUGGUAAUGAUAUCCGUUUGGAUGUUUACCGAAGCGUGUCUGCUAUUGAAUUGGGGUCUCGACACGUGGGGCUGUCAGCCCGUCAACCAUAACGCCAACGAUCCCAUAGAGGAUCGCAAACUGCUGUUGGGCUGGACUUUCUUCAUCACUAAGUUUAUCGAGUUGUCGGACACUGUGUUCUUCAUUCUGCGCAAGAAAUACAGCCAACUCUCGGGCCUUCAUAUCAUACACCACUCGAUGGUACCGAUUCUGGUGUGGAUUGGCUUCAAGUUUCUUCCGGGCGGUGCGAACGCCUUCUUCCUAUACAUCAAUUCAUUGGUUCACGUGAUUAUGUACUGUUACUACGCUCUGUCCACUUUCGGACCCCGAUUACAGCCGUACUUGUGGUGGAAAAAGUAUUUAACCAAACUUCAAAUCAUUCAAUUCGUGCUCAUUAUAACGAAUAGCGUUCGCCUAUUGUUUCUGCCCAACUGUUCGGCGCCCAAAGCCUUCAGCUAUUUAUCGAUAGUAAAUGCGGCCCUUUUUCUCGUACUCUUCGCCUCUUUCUACAGACAGUCCUAUUUUGUCAGCAAAUAUCGACACAAAUCCAAAAAAUUACUUCAAACUAAUAAAUAG
Molecule: messenger RNA, 861 nt
Organism: Medioppia subpectinata
Lineage: Eukaryota; Metazoa; Arthropoda; Arachnida; Sarcoptiformes; Oppiidae
Source: the annotation of a GenBank genome assembly